UUCCAACCUCCCCAAGUUAUUUUAUAAUUGAACCUCCCUCAGUUAUCGAUGGAGUGGGGUUCCUUUAAAAUCUUCGGCUAUACAGCACUGAGGGUUCCACAGAGGCUCCUGGCGUCAUUGUCCAGUUUCCGAUGGCUGUAGUGAGAGCGGAGUGGCUCAAGCUUGAUCAAAAUGGAGCUGGUCCUGGAGCCAGAAGCUCACAUGCAAUUACUCUCGUAGGUGACAAGGCCUAUGCAUUUGGUGGCGAAUUCACUCCUCGUGUCCCCGUCGACAACAACCUUUACGUCUUCGAUCUCCAGACCCAGACAUGGUCCAUCCCCGUAGUCACCGGCGAUAUUCCUCCACCGAGGGUUGGUGUCACAAUGGCCGCUGUCGGCAAAACUAUCUAUGUGUUUGGUGGCAGGGACGCUACACACAAAGAGCUGAACGAGCUCUACUCUUUUGACACAUUUUCAAACAAGUGGACUCUACUAUCUGCUAGCGACAUCGGCCCUCCUCACCGGAGCUACCAUUCAACCACCUCCGAUGAUCGACACGUGUAUAUCUUUGGUGGAUGUGGUGUUUCGGGUCGAUUAAAUGAUCUAUGGGCCUAUGAUGUGGUGGAAGAAAAAUGGAUCAAGCAUCCAACAGCAGGAGAAAACUGCAAGGGAAGAGGUGGGCCGGGGCUGGUCGUAGCCCAAGGAAAAAUAUGGGUUGUUUAUGGGUUCGCCGGAAGAGAGACGGAUGAUAUUCAUUGCUUUGAUCCGGCGGAGGGGAAGUGGGAGCAAGUGGAGAUAAGUAGGGAGAAACCAACGGCGAGAAGUGUAUUUUCAACAGUUGGGAUUGGAAAAUAUAUAAUAAUAUAUGGUGGGGAAGUGGACCCCAGUGACUUGGGACACCUGGGCGCCGGGAAGUUCACCGGCGAGGUGUGGGCGCUGGACACGGAGGCUUUAAGGUGGCAGAGGAUAGAUGAUGCGGUGGGAGAAGCGAACCAUCCAGGGGCAAGAGGGUGGUGUGCAUUUGGUUCGGGUAGGUUGAAUGGAAAAGAGGGGCUUUUGGUGCUCGGAGGAAACUCUCCGAGCAAUGACCGGCUGGAUGAUAUUUUCUUCCUCAGUUGUCGCCUAGAUGCAAAUUAAAAGAACUAAAGGAGUAUUUUGGUAAUUAUCUGUGUGUGCUUUUUUUAAUUUUUUAUUUGGUAAUGUGAGGUUUGUUAAGAGUAUGUGAUCUCCCUGUUUUAUUAACAGGGGAGUGUUUGUCUGCAAGUGAAUAAUAAAUUAUAUUGUAAAAAUGAAAUGACAUUGAGUUUUUUUUUUUUAAGGUAA
This is a messenger RNA of Manihot esculenta (cassava), 1301 nucleotides long. RefSeq names its product nitrile-specifier protein 5. The coding region runs from base 132 to 1115 and encodes 327 amino acids. The transcript has 2 exons. Lineage: Eukaryota; Viridiplantae; Streptophyta; Magnoliopsida; Malpighiales; Euphorbiaceae. The record is from RefSeq and is a predicted model, not a curated record. Gene Ontology annotation, molecular function: enzyme regulator activity; protein binding. Gene Ontology annotation, cellular component: cytosol; nucleus. Gene Ontology annotation, biological process: nitrile biosynthetic process.